AAGCUAAACAAACCUCGGAGCGCUGGAGUGCUAGGGUGGGUCCGAGUGCAGAACUACAUUUCCCAGCGAGCAUCGGGUCCAGGGGGGACUUUUUUCCUCGGCCUGGACCUCCGGAGUCGCCACCGCUGCGGGCGCUGGUAAGGUAACUGGGGCGCUGGUUGACGUUUUGCUGGGCAAGUUCGCACCUCUCUCCCUCCGGUACCCUAGCGGGUGGCCAGCGGAUCGGAGGAUUCCGGAGGCUCCUAGAGCCUGGGCGGAGCGACUCUGUAGGCGGAUCCGGGGUUGAGUCAGCUCAGUGAAGGGUGUGGUUCUGGUGGGGUCUGCCUCUGAAGUUGCCCCUCGCACAGAGGGAGAGUCUGGUUUGUUCCUGCGGAGCGCUUGGGUUGUCCCGGCUUACAAGCUGCUAACGAGCUUCCCUGCUAGUCUGGUUGAUUUGGAAUCGCGGUCUGCGCUUACUUUCGCACCCUCAUCCACACCGUGACCUGAACACUUUUCCUUUUGUCUUUUUUUUUUUUUUUUUGGCUUUAACCUACGUAUUCCUAUUAUCAUUAGCACUGCUCUGUGAUUUAGGGGUCCUGUGGGUAGAGAAGAGUUUGUGUUUGUGCGCGCACGCUACAUUUGUAGUUAGACUUAAUAACCAGAGCUCCGAGCGUGUUGAGCUUUGCGGCACCUGACUGAUGGGAUUCAGAUUGCACACGGCGUCUGCCCGGGAGUCCUCUGGUCCGCGUACUUUUCCCCGCUUUAGUCUCCGGCCUCACGCAUUCAUGCCCCUGACAGAGGAAAACCUUUUCAAAAUGUCCAACAAAGAAUCUUGGAGCGAAAAAGAGAAAUCUCGGAGAAAAGUCAGCACUGCAUCACCCAACUUUGACGUAGAAGAUAAGACAGAGAAAAAAACUUCAAGUUCAACAAGUUCAUCUUGCUGUGUAAGGUCUGUUUCAUCAGAGAAGAGAAAACUGAAAUCAGAUCAUUCAGACAUUCCGUACUGUGAUGUAAAAAGAAGACAAGAACUGAAAAGAUUGAAUAUAGAAACUGACCCUCCAGGAAGGAGACCAAAAAUCAGUUCUUCAUCCCAAGGCCCUGUUAAACUCCGAGAAGCAUCAUAUUCAAAUGCUAAUCAAAUUAUUUCACAGAGUCCUUCUUCACAUGGAACUAAAAAGGAUCUAAGUAAAUGUGUAGAUUUUAAAGAUAUUAAAUUAAGAAAUGUUAGGAGUAAGCCUGACCAUGGAAUUAAAAACCUUAGCAGUCCUAAGAUGGCCAAAUAUGUAAAACCUAAAACUGAAGUCCCGGCAAGUGAAAAACAAUGGCCUCAUGUACUCGCUCAGAGGGAGAAGGUGAAAGAACUCAAGGAAAAAAGGCACAAGAAAUUUAGGGAUAGUUCUAAAAAAUGUGUUUUGGAGAAAUGCAAGAGAAUUCAUUUUUCUCAGGAUUAUAAUUCCAACAAGAUAAUUAAGGAACCCCUUGAAUCUAGAAGAAAGAAGAUCAGUUUCAAAAUCCCAGUAAAAUCCCAUGAUACCAUCCAGAAGCUUGUAGAAGAAAAUGUCUUCACUUUAGAGUCUAACAAGUCAAAGACUAAGCAGGAGAAAAAAGAAGGCCUGGAAGGCUCCCAAGUUUCAUUAAAUUUGAUCAGGCACAAAAGUGAACGUUUAUUUUCAGAUCCUACGUCUAAGCAGGCUGUUCAUGAGUGGAAAGGAAAAAGCCAUCAUGAGCAUCAAGAAAGUGAUUCAAGAUCCAGGGAAAACCUAAUCCAGAGUUUUGAAGCUCCAUGUUCUUCAGCAUCACUUGAAAGUAUCCAAGAUGCAGAUCAAGAGAUGCAGAUAGUAGAAGAGCUCCAUGCUGCACGUGUGGGAAAAAGUGUGGAUUUACCAGUGGUUUUAUCUUCCGGGGAGUUAACGAGCAUGGAGAUUGACUUGGUGGAAGAUGAUCUACAUUCCUCUGCUGCAAAUACUGCUUUGGACAAAAAGCUUCUAAUUGUUAUUGACACAAAUAUUCUGAUGAAUCACCUCAAUUUUGUUAGAAUUUUGAAGACAACAGAAAUCCCAGGCUUUGACAGACUUGUGUUAAUAAUUCCCUGGGUGGUUAUACAAGAGCUAGAUCGUAUGAAGGCAGGAAAACUGCUCAAACAUGCCCAGCACAAAGCUGUGCCUGCAGUGCAUUUCAUCAACGACAGUCUCAAAAAUCAAGAUAGAAAGCUGUGGGGUCAGUCACUACAGCUUGCCUCUCAAAAACUUUAUGGACUGAGUGACGAGAACAAUGAUGAUCGAGUAUUAAAAUGCUGUCUUCAGUACCAGGAAUUAUUCCCUUGUUCUCUUGUUAUUCUGUGCACGGAUGAUAGAAAUUUAAGAAACAAAGGCCUAAUAAGUGGUGUGAAGUCACUCAGUAAAGAAGAAUUGAGUGCAGAGUUAUUAAACUUAUCUCUGAACACAGAUGUAUGUCAUCAGCCUUGUAUAUCUAAACAACAAUUGAAAGCAGAAGCAACACUGUUAGAAGGGAGCUGUGAGGAAGAACCUGCACGUUCUGGAGUACCCAUUGUACUUGAAAGCAUGGUAUCUGAUCUUGAAAAAUCUCUUGGAACAGCUUUAUCUGCAAUACUAGAAACAGAAAUGAAAAUUGCUUUUGGAAACCUUUGGAUGGAGAUGCUGUACUUGAAGCCACCAUGGACUUUAAUUCAUUUAUUACAGUGCUUUAGAAAACAUUGGUUGGCUGUAUUUGGAUUAAUUAUGGAGAAGAACUUGCUUUUAACCAUUGAGAGCCUAUAUGAAAAUCUCUGUAAAGCUAACAAUGCAGUGGAUUUUACAACAGUGAAAUUUCUGCUUCAGGAUUCAAAAAGCUUGUUACAUGCUUUCAGUACACGGUCAAAUUAUGACGGUGUUCUUCCACAGGCCUUUGCUCAAGUCAACGAGCUCCUCCAGACAUUUGCAGAGGUCAAGGCAAAACUUAAGCAAAAUCCUUCAGAAACUACAGUGGGUAAAAAGCAAGAAGAUAUUUCUUUGACGAAGUCUAAUAACCAAGAAAUCACCAUUUUCUCAGGUUCUCAUCUUCCCCAGCCCAACAGACAUCAAGAAAUCUGGUCUAUCCUAGAGAAUGUUUGGAUUACAUUAUAUCAGAACAGUGUGGAUGUAUUUCAAAGAUUGGGCCCAAAUGCAGCUUUGACUUCUUCAAAAAUAGCAUCAUUUGAAGAAGCAUUUGUAUCUCUUCAAAAGUUAAUGGCAGCUGUGAAGGAUAUUCUUGAAGGAAUUCAGAGGAUUUUGGCCCCUAACAGUAAUUAUCAAGAUGUUGAGACUCUCUAUAACUUCCUAAUCAAGUAUGAGGUAAAUAGAAAUGUCCAAUUCACUGCCCAGGAACUUUAUGAUUGUGUGUCACAGUCUGAGUAUCGGGAAAAGUUAACCAUUGGAUGCCGCCAGCUGGUUGAGAUGGAAUAUUCCAUGCAGCAGUGCAAUGCAUCUGUCUAUAUGGAGGCCCAAAACAGGGGAUGGUGUGAAGACAUGCUCAACCAUAGGACCUAAAUGCUGAUAUAUAACUUAAAAGGAAUCGCAUUUGUCUUCAAGAACAAGAGUAGCCUUCUACCUUUUGAGUCAAACCCAAGAGACUUGCAAAAAAUGUCUCAUAGGUGCAAGAAGGUGAUUGCCUAUUGCUGAAAAUCUGAGGUUCUGAAAAAGCCUAAUGCAUCCAUUGUAGGAUAAACUGUGGACUCAACUCAUUGGAGUUAACAAUACCUCCCUACCUCUACUCCUGACACUGAGCCAGUCUGUCUAAGGAAAGGGGAGCCAUCUUUUAAAUCAUCUUAGGGCAGGAGCCACUCUGGCAUCUGUGGAAGGCCUGGGGGCACAGCAUUAGCAUCUCUCUCAACCCUAAGCAUGGGUUGCUGACCAGAGACACUUCCAGACCUCAGUAAAGAAUUAGGACAUGGCCAUGCUUACCAUCCCACGCAAAUGAAAUCUUACCCUGGGCCGUUUUAUGAUCAAGCUGUCUUCCCUGUAGACCUGGUAAACUUAACACACUUCCCUUCCACUUGCCCUAAGGUAAUGUAAGUAGAAUUUUGACUUCAGCUCCUACUUGCUAUAUAGUUUCUUGUCUUCUUCCCUGGGUUUGUCACUUUUCAGUGCAUUUCUAAUGGGAAGAACAGGGGAGACCUCUAUACUGAUUUUUCCCUUAAAUGUGAAGCAGCGUGAAUUUAUGGGAUUAGGUGGCAGGGAUUCAUAUUUGCCCCUAGCUAAACCAAGUGUUUAAUUGACUUCUUAUUUAGUUAAAGUUGGAAAUCCUUAUUUACUAGAGUAUAUUAUGCUUUUGUUAAUACAUUAGAUUAAAUCUAAUUUGCUCUUCUAUGAUAAAUGUUAAUUUAUUUUUUAUGAAACAAUAAAUUUUAUAUUUAGUAAGAUUUUACUUUUCAUUUUACUUCCAAAUUGUGCUUCUGAACUGUGUACAAGGUUCAUUAUGAUGAUAAAAGCAACCCUCUCCAAUAGAAGAGAAUCUACCCAGAUUCUCAGGGUCAAUCUGUGCAGUGCCCACUGAACUGUAUGUUUGCAUAGGAAGCCAUACCUCUAGCUGGGAGCUGGGGCUCCAAUGACAUCAGGGAUGUGAGCCUCCUGGGAGAAGCUUCCAGAGGAUCUCUUCUCUCUGCAAGAAACAGCCCCCACCCCAACACCAAAGUUUUU
Molecule: messenger RNA, 4652 nt
Organism: Ailuropoda melanoleuca (giant panda)
Lineage: Eukaryota; Metazoa; Chordata; Mammalia; Carnivora; Ursidae
Gene: SWT1
Product: SWT1 RNA endoribonuclease homolog
Exons: 19
Coding region: 678-3503 (941 amino acids)
Cellular component (GO): nucleus
Source: RefSeq, a predicted model, not a curated record